Molecule: messenger RNA, 4131 nt
Organism: Tachysurus fulvidraco (yellow catfish)
Lineage: Eukaryota; Metazoa; Chordata; Actinopteri; Siluriformes; Bagridae
Product: oxysterol-binding protein-related protein 2
Exons: 27
Coding region: 184-2877 (897 amino acids)
Cellular component (GO): intracellular membrane-bounded organelle; membrane; cytosol
Molecular function (GO): protein binding; cholesterol binding
Source: RefSeq, a predicted model, not a curated record
AACUAUGUGGCUACUGCAAAUAUCUAGACACUGUCGUCUUAAACCUGCUAUGAAGUUCGAUGUAGUUCUCAUUAGACAAGGAUUGUGAACAUUUCAUAAUUUUGAUUGCUGGAAUCCGAAAGUUGUUGGAAUUCAAGCUGACUUGUGAUACGGCCUGAAUAUACAAUCAGAGUGUUGUAGGAGAUGGAACAAGUUCACAGUCGGGGCAAAACCAAACCUAAUGGUGGAUGGACGACGCUUCACCUGGCUAGUUACUUUGGCCAGAAAGAUAUUGUUGAGGAACUGUUAAAGCGUGGCGUGGAUGUGAACACGCAGAAUUAUGAUGGUGACACGGCUCUACACGUUGCAGCCCUCUGUGGAAGACAGGAGGUUGUUCUGCUACUGUUACGGCACGGUGCUUGUGCCACGCUACUCAACGGAUGUGCUCAGACCCCCAGGGAUAUCACUGACGAUGAUGAAGUCAUUACUAUGCUGGAAGCUGCAGAAAGAAGAGAGGGCAGGAAGAUGGAGGAGAGACUUUUAGAUGCAGCAAGAGAUGGAGAUUGUGGGGUUGUAGCUCAGUUGCUCAGCAAGAGCAGACCUCCUGACGUGAACUGCAAGGACUCUGAUGGGGACACGGCAUUACACAUUGCAGCCAGCAGGGGGUAUAAAGAGUGUGUGGAGGUGCUGGUUAAGAGUGGAGGCAGUUUUAGUACAAUGAACAAAAACGGCCAUUCCGUGUUAGACGUCACCAAGGAUGAUCAGAUGAGAUUCUUUCUGGCGAAAUGUCAAGAAAAUGCUAUCACUGCUAGAAAGUUUGAAGGACAGUUGUGGAAGAAGUCAGAUUUUCUGACCUGGAACUCACACUGGGUUGUUCUGGAGAAUGGGUCUGUGAGCUGGUACUGUAAGCAGUCUGACACAGCAUGUGAAAACCGUAGGCAGGGCUAUAAGCCUCUUAUUAAGGCUCAGUGUGUGGUAAAAUCCUGGGAUAAAUACUUUUUCUCACUGAAGUGCUGUGAUGGCAGUGUGCAUCACUUUAAAGUGUCAUCUAGAUGCACAGAACCAGAAAUCAGCAGGAAAAAAUGGGUGGAUGCUAUCGAGGAGCAUGUCAUGUACAGCGCCCUCUGUGGAAGCCCAGAUAAAACAGCUGCACAGGAAGGAGAAGAGAAAGUGGCUGAAGAAGCAAUGGAUCUUCUGUCACACUCACUUCAGGCAACUGAAAGUUACCAGAGAAUGCUGGAGUCUCAGGUGGCCGUGUUUGUCUCCAUGGUCAAGAAUGAAGACAACGAUAUGACAGGUCCUGAGCUCAUCAAGGCCAGAGAGAUAUGUGAGCUGUGCAGUGAGACGUGCUCAGUGUUGAGACACUGUGUAGAUCUGCUGUCCCAGCGUGAAGAGGCGUGGAGUGUAAAGUUAGAACAGGAAGUAGAAAAGAACAAGAUUCUGUCUGAGGCUCUGCAGACGUUGGCAACGGAGCAUCACCAGCUCAAGAAAAACCUUUCUAUAGGCAGCAGAAAUUCGCCGACUCCGAGCGUGCUCACUGAGGAUGAAUUUUACGACGCUGUCUCUGAAGCUAACGCUCCUGCCAGCAUGUCUGGGGGGGAGAACCAUGGAGAUAAGACCCACCAUAAUGGUGUCAAGAAACACAGAAUGUCUCUUCCUGCCCCGAUGUUCUCAAGAAAUGAUGUAAGCAUCUGGAGCAUCCUUAAGAAAUGCAUUGGGAUGGAACUAUCGAAAAUCGCCAUGCCGGUCGUCUUCAACGAGCCUCUGAGCUUCCUGCAGCGUCUCACAGAAUACAUGGAGCAUACGUAUCUCAUCCAGCAAGCCAACGCCUCUACAGACUCCAUCCAGAGAAUGAAGUGUGUAGCUGCAUUCGCAGUCUCUGCUGUGGCAUCACAGUGGGAGAGGACCGGAAAGCCCUUUAACCCACUGCUGGGAGAAACUUAUGAGCUAAUCAGAGAGGAUCUGGGCUUUAGAUGGAUGUCAGAGCAGGUUAGCCACCACCCACCUGUUAGUGCCUUUCACGCUGAAGGCCUAAAUGAUGACUUCGUGUUUCAUGGCUCCAUCUACCCUAAACUCAAGUUCUGGGGGAAAAGUGUGGAGGCAGAGCCUCGAGGAAUCAUCACUCUGGAGCUCCCAAAACACAAGGAAGCAUACACUUGGACCAAUCCUACAUGCUGCGUCCAUAACAUUAUCGUAGGUCAGCUGUGGAUCGAACAGUACGGCAACGUGGAGGUUAUUAACCAUAAAACUGCCGAAAGAUGCAGCUUGACAUUCAAGUCUUGUGGCCUCUUCGGCAAAGAGCUACACAAAGUGGAUGGGUACAUAUAUGAUAAAAGCAAAAAGAAAAUCUGUGCCAUUUACGGCAAGUGGACUGAAUGUCUGUAUACGGUGGAUCCAGCUGCGUUCGAUGUUUACAAAAAAUCAGAUAAGAAAACUUCUGAGGAGAAGAAAGGCAGCAAGCAGAGCAGUGUGGAUGAGGAGGCUGAGGAGAUGCCCCCUCCUGAAGCCGAGACUGUGCAGGUCAUCCCGGGCAGCGAACUCAUCUGGAAGAUCUCCCCCAGACCUGAAAACUCAGCUCUGUACUACGCCUUCUCCACAUUCGCUAUGCAACUGAAUGAGCUGGAAGAAGAGAUGAAGGAGAAUCUCCCCAUUACAGACUGCCGCCUCCGGCCUGACAUCCGAGCCAUGGAGAACGGAGACAUAGAUUUGGCCAGUGCUGAGAAGAAGAGAGUGGAGGAAAAACAGAGAGUGGCACGGAAAAACCGCUCCAAAUCCAAUGACGAGUGGAAGACGAGGUGGUUCCAACAAGGAGCAAACCCACACAACGGAGGACAAGACUGGCUUUACUCUGGUGGCUACUGGAGCAGGAACUACUCCCAGCUACCUGAUAUAUACUAACCUCACACUUCCUCCAAGAAAGGGACUGCUGAAGAGAAACCAUGCAUGUUCACUAUUAACUUCAGUUCAUGCAGACUGUCAGGUGUUUGUACAGCUACAAGCUGGAUUUAUGUUUACUACCAUCUUAAAAACACUCAAGCAUGAGGAGAUGGAUCAUGGAAGUUAUUCUUAAAUAUGCAGUGUGUGAGGUGAGGUUUGUUUGUCCAGAGACUUGCAUUGCAACUUUAAAUCAUUAAUAUAGAUAUUACAGAGUUUCGGUUUCAAUAGAUGUAGCGAGGAUCCUUGUAAAUAUAAAAAGAAAACUAGGAUAUAGAUGAUUAUCUGUCAAGACAUGAAUUCGCUGAACGAAACAAACAUAGUCUUCUUUAGGUGGUUAAAACGUACCUCAUAAUCUUUAGUAGCAUCUUAAAACCUGUUGUGAACAAAAAUAAAUGUUAUUGUUAGUUUAAGAAAGUCUAGUUUUGCGGGCUACACUUAGUCCUCGGUUAAACAGAUAAACAAAUCAAUGUUUAUGUUCAAUUGAGAUUAAACAAAGCAUUUCGUUCGUAUAAAUAUUAGUUAAUUAAUUAUAUCUUACAGUCAGUCGUCUGUGGCUAUUGAGAACCAUUUUGGAUGUAGAAACGGGGGAAAAGCGUGCUUUAGAUAGUCGACGAACCAAUCAGAUAUCGUUUGGGAUGUUUUUGUUGGGUUGUUGUAUAUUUUCGAGUGAAAUGCAAACGUUUUACAACCGAACUACAGAAACGCACUCAGCCACCGAACACUCAUCACAACAAAAAGAAUCAUUACGUAAUGAUAAUUAUAUAGAACUACAAAUUCAACUAUUCAUAAAUUUCAUGUUUCUCAGACACAUAAAACCUAAAGCACAAAUCUAUUCAACUAUGCAACCUUUUUGAUUAGCUCUGUUGAAUUGAAUUUAUUCUGAGAAAUUGAAUUGACUGGUUAGCUGCAGGUUCUUUUAUGGCAGUUUAAUAUAAUAUUUACAACAGGAAAUGAGUGACACCUAAAAAAUGACUGGGUUAAGUAUAAAAUAUUUAUUUUAGGUACUCCUUCUUUACAGGUCUGUCACAAAUACCAACAAUACCCAAUGUAAAGUGUGACACAACAGUAAACCCAGCAGAAGUGAACUGUAAAGUAUACAUUUUUAACUGUAUGAUAAAAUCUUGAAUAUGGGUAUAAAAGAGAAGAAAAGAUGAAUUUGUUUGUAUAUUGCUGCUAAAUAAACACUAACGCUUCCCUAAACCGCUGACAAUGUGU